Molecule: messenger RNA, 2467 nt
Organism: Cottoperca gobio
Lineage: Eukaryota; Metazoa; Chordata; Actinopteri; Perciformes; Bovichtidae
Product: piggyBac transposable element-derived protein 4-like
Exons: 2
Coding region: 490-2340 (616 amino acids)
Source: RefSeq, a predicted model, not a curated record
CAGCGUUUAGUCUGCCGAAGCCAAAGAAGAAGACAAUAUGUGCUGCUCGUGGGUGCUGCGGUGCUGUGUGCGCAGCGGCAGCAACCGAUAUAAAGAGUAGAAUAUCGUGAGUGUAAUAAAUGAUGUGUUAGAUUAUCCUUUGCGACCUUGGAUAAUAAUGCAAGGCGCGCGCCCAGGGUGUAAUGAGCAACCCACGGAUCUAUAGUCGUUAUUCCGUUUUUUAAACAUUUUAUUUUGCUUCAAACUCGGAAACGGCAAGGACGUGACAUCAACACCGCGGGUCAGAUGAGUCUACCUAACGAGUAUUAGCCAAUCACAGCACAGUAGUACAGAAAGGCGAAACAAACAAAAAAGCGCCCGGCAUUUUUAUCUGGAGUGGACCGAACACAUCCAUGAAGAGGACACUUUGAAGAGCAACGGUACUGCAUGGGACCAACUCUGGCUUUUUGAAGAUAUUUUGUAUAUAUAUAUUUUUUGUACUUUUCCAAAAUGGAAGCAAGCGAGAAAACAGAAGCAGUUACUGUGGAGAGUGACGACGAUGAGGAAUCAGGAACAGAGAGUUUCCACACAGAUGAAGACAUGGCUUAUCAGGAGGGAAUCGAUCCAGCGGAGGAUUUGUUUGAUGAUGAGCAACAGGACGCUGACGACAUCCCCCCUGCUUCUUCAGAAGGAGAGCAGCCCAGAGUAAGAUCUCCUUCUCCACCACACAGCAGGGCACAGGGAUCCAGUCGUACACAAGAUGUACCGAGAAGCCGGACCAGAUCCAGAUCUCCACUUCAGGCCAGGCAAGCACACUCGGCCACAUCCUGGAAAACUGAGGCAGAUCCUGAUGUAUGUCCAGCGCCAAAAAGGUUCAGCCCAGCAAGGCCCCCUGGACAUCAGCUGAACUCAAACUCCACAUACACACCACUGGAUCUUUUCAAGCUGUUUUUCAGCAACGACGCAAUUAAAACCCUUUGUCAACACACAAAUAAACAAGCUGCUAAAAACACUGCAAGAGGCAAAAAAUAUUUCUGGACUGCCAUCCACACCAAAGAGUUUUUUAAGUAUGUGGGACUGACUUUCUAUUUUGCACUUGUGAAACUGGACAACAUCCAGGAUUACUGGAAAAAGAAGACCAUUUUCAGUGUGCCGUUUCCAGCUAAUGUCAUGCCACGGGACAGGUACCGGAAGAUAUCUUGGAACAUUCACAUGAGUGAUCCUGACAAAGAUGUUGAAAAUGACAGAAAGAAGGGGACACCAGAUCAUGACCGUCUGUUCCGACUGAAGCCCCUUCUGGACACCAUCAAAGAUGCUUGCAAAUCAUUUUACCACCCCAGGCAGAACCUUUCGAUCGACGAGAGGAUGUUGGCGACAAAGGCCCGUAAUGGAACGCUACAACACAUGCGGACAGCGAAGCCGACCAAGUCGGGUUUCAAACUCUUUGUUUUGGCAGACAGCAGCACCGGCUACACCUGGGACUUUUCAGUGUACACCGGAAAGACACAGUUUGCUCCAGGCAUUGGCCUUGCAUAUGACUCUGUCAUGUCCCUGAUAAAGACAUCAUACCUUGGCAGUGGCUUUCAUUUAUAUGUGGAUAAUUUUUACACAAGUCCAAAGCUCUUCAAGGAUCUGUUUAGUCUGAAAAUAGGAGCAUGUGGUCCAUACAGAGAAAACAGAAGAGGAUGCCCCAACACGGACUCAAAUGCUCUGAAGGAAAAGGCGCCCAGAGGCUCCAUCAGGUGGAUCCGUGACGACCUGCUGGUUUUUGUGAAGUGGAAGGACACGCAUGAAGUCUCCGUCUGCUCUACAAUCCAUGAGGCAUUCUCCGGAAGUACUGUGCAGAGGAGAGUCAAAACUCUGAAUGGCAACUGGACCACCAAAUCCAUUCCAUGCCCAACACCUAUUGUUGAAUACAACAAGCACAUGGGAGGUGUUGAUCUGUCGGACCAGCUGAUCCAGCACUACUCUGUGAAUCACAAGACCAUUCGCUGGUACCGGACGUUGUUCUUCCACUUUCUAGACAUUGCAGCCACAAACAGCUUCCUCCUUCACAAGGAGCUCUGCAGAGAGAAGCAGGGGCAGCCCAUGACCCAGAGGGCCUUCCUGCAGGAGCUGACAGCCCAGUUGUGCGGGGUCACAGUUGCGGUCCCUCCUGCACAGGCACACAGUGGACACUUACCCGUGGCAAUCUCUGCACAGACUGAUGCAAGCAAGAGAGCCUCGUAUGGCCGCAGGACCUGUGUGAACUGUAGGCAGACCAAGCAGAUGAGGCAGUCUACUCCCUGGAAGUGCAUAGAGUGCGAUGUGGCCCUUUGUGUAAUCACAGACAGAAACUGCUUUAAAGAAUGGCACAACUAAUGUUACACCAUUACAUGGGGGACUUGUCUAAAAUAAAUGUAAAUAGUUUGUUUUAUCUGUGUCGGCUACAAUGUUUAUUAUUUAUUUUCCCUGCUCACCAAGGCCUAAAAUAAAAAAUGUAAAAGCC